UGGUUUAUAUUCACGUAAUAAAAGCGUAUUGAAUGCCAAUAGAAAUGUGUGAAUCAAUAAUAAACAUAAAACACAAAUAAAUCGCUAAUUAUUGAAAUCAUCGAUAAAUUGUAAUCAAAAGUGUUUUCAAAACAAAUAAAUUGUUUAUUCAUUAUAUCUGUCAAUACGUGUCGUCCGCCGCGCGUGUAAUACAAUAGACUAAAAAUGCCACGAAUUAUGAUAAAAGGCGGCGUUUGGCGCAAUACCGAGGAUGAGAUCCUGAAGGCAGCGGUCAUGAAAUAUGGCAAAAACCAGUGGUCACGGAUCGCAUCGGUAUUGCACCGAAAAUCGGCCAAACAAUGUAAGGCCAGAUGGUAUGAGUGGUUAGACCCGAGCAUUAAGAAGACUGAGUGGUCCCGUGAAGAGGAAGAGAAACUCAUCAAUUUGGUCCGAUUGAUGCCAACUCAAUGGCGUACCAUUGCGUCUAUCGUUGGCCGCACGGCAUCCCAAUGUCUGGAACAUUACGAGCAGCUUCUGGAUCAGGCACAGAACAAAGGCGAAGACAAGGAUCAAUUGGGUGAUGAUCCGCGAAAACUUAAACCGGGAGAGAUUGAUCCCAAUCCCGAGACAAAGCCWGCCCGUCCCGAUCCUAAAGACAUGGAUGAAGACGAGUUGGAAAUGUUAAGUGAGGCCAGAGCUCGRUUGGCCAACACUCAGGGAAAGAAAGCCAAACGUAAGGCACGUGAGAAGCAACUGGAAGAGGCCAGACGUCUGGCUAGUCUUCAGAAGAGACGUGAGCUUCGAAUGGCUGGCAUUAACAUUGGGUUAAGAAGUUAUAAACAAAGAAAACGCGGUAUUAAUUAUAAUACAGAAAUACCAUUUGAAAAACCCGUUCCUUCGGGUUUCUACGACACGUCAGAAGAAGUCUACGAACCACAAGAACAAGACUUUCGUAAACUAAGACAACAACAGUUGGACGGAGAAAGACGUUCAGAAAUUGARGAAAGAGAGAGAAAGAAAGACAAACAGAAGUUAAAACAGCGAAAGGAAAAUGAUUUACCAACCAGUUUGUUGAAUGCUGAAGAACCUUCCAAAAAGAGAAGCAAAUUAGUGUUACCCGAACCACAAAUAUCGGACGCAGAGUUGGAACAAGUGGUUAAAUUAGGAAAAGCCAGUGAAAGUGCUAAAGAAACAGCUGAAGAGUCGGGAAAUCGCGCUUCGGAAGGACUUUUAGCCGACUAUUCUAUAACUCAAUCGACUGCUGCUCUUCGCACACCAAAAACCGCAGCUCUAAGUCGGGACACUAUUUUAAUGGAAGCCCAAAAUUUGAUGGCAUUGACUAAUGUUGACACUCCUCUUAAAGGAGGUCUUAACACUCCAUUGCAUGAAACUGAUUCAAAUAUCAGUGGUGUCAUUACCCCUGGUGUUGGAAAGGCACCGCUUUCUGUUACUCCAAACACUAUGAUUUCUACUCCAUUUCGUACACCCGCUGGAAGUGAAUUAAAUCCAACAACAGGUGCAGUCACUCCUCGAACACCCGGUUCACUCUCAACUAUAGGAGGCAGUCAGCAAUUGGCCACUCCGUUAAGAGAUAAAUUAGCCAUUAAUUCAGAAGAAGCAUUAAUUUUUGAAGAUCAAAGAACUGCAAAACAACAACAAAAAGAAACACGAGAUAUGUUAAGAAAAGCAUUAUCUGAAUUACCGGCGCCUAAGAAUGAAUAUGAGAUUGUAGUUAAUGAAGAAGAUAUGAACGAUAUUAGUGUUGACACGAGUUCUACAAUUGAAGAUCAGGCAGAUAUUGAUGCCCGACGUGAAGCAAAUCGUUUGGCUGCCAUUGAAGCCGAGCGUAAACGACAGUCUCAGGCCGUUCAAAGAGAUCUACCCCGACCUUCAGAUAUAAACAAUUCUAUUUUAAGACCCGGAGCUCAUACCGAUCCACAAGUGACUGAUUUACAAAAAGCAGAAGAACUUAUCAAAAAAGAGAUGUUAGUUAUGUUGCAUUACGAUUCCAUCAAUAAUAUAACGGAUAAUCAAUUAAUAUCAAAGAGUAUGAAGUCGAGGAAUGCCUCGAAUCCAAAUGCAUCCAAUUUAGCUUUUCUUGAUAAACAUCCUUACAUUAAAUAUAAUGAUGAAGAGUUAGCCGCUGCUAAACAAACACUAACUGAAGAGAUGGAAGUCGUUAGACAGGGUAUGGCUCACACAGAACUAACCUUUGAUGGCUAUUGUCAGGUAUGGGAUGAAUGUUUGUCACAAGUUUUAUACAUACCUUCACAAAAUCGAUACACGAGAGCCAACUUAGCCAACAAAAAGGAUAGAAUUGAAUCCUUGGAAAAGAGGUUGGAUCAAAACAGAUCUCAUAUGACCAAAGAAGCCAAAAAGGCCGCCAAAAUAGAAAAGAAAUUAAGAGUUUAUUUAGGAGGAUAUCAAAGUCGAGCUCAACAAUUGAUUAAACAGACUAAUGAUUUGGUGGAACAGGUCGAACAAACAUCUCUUGAAUUGCAGACGUUUUCAAUACUCAAAGAUCACGAAGAAUUAGCCAUUCAUAAGAGGAUUGAGUCUUUAAGCGAUGACGUAAAGCGACAAAACUUGAGGGAAAAGACACUCCAAGAAAACUACGAUACUUUGAUCCGCAAAAAGGAGAGUCUUUUAUUACAAAUACAACAAAUAGAGACCAACAAAGAAAGCGAUUAAUCAUUUCUAUUCAUUGAUAUAUAUAUAUAUAUAUUGUGUAUAACUUUUUUUCUUAUUCUCAUUUGCUUUCUAAUGAUUUUUAUCAUUACUGUUGUUUUGUUUUUAUUGACACAAAUGUGUUUUUUCUUUAUUUCCCACCAAUACUUAUGGUUACAUAACAGCAAUUUUGAACUAACAAURCAGUACAGUAUAUUGAGACUAAGAUUAAUGGUUGUAUACUUGAAAAUUAUGUUAUAU
Oppia nitens is the source of this 2907-nucleotide messenger RNA. It is a transcript of the gene Cdc5, whose product is annotated as cell division cycle 5-like protein. The record is from RefSeq and is a predicted model, not a curated record. Lineage: Eukaryota; Metazoa; Arthropoda; Arachnida; Sarcoptiformes; Oppiidae. Gene Ontology annotation, cellular component: Prp19 complex; spliceosomal complex. Gene Ontology annotation, biological process: regulation of transcription by RNA polymerase II; mRNA splicing, via spliceosome. The coding region runs from base 205 to 2670 and encodes 821 amino acids. Gene Ontology annotation, molecular function: DNA-binding transcription factor activity, RNA polymerase II-specific; RNA polymerase II transcription regulatory region sequence-specific DNA binding. The transcript has 3 exons.